This is a messenger RNA of Colletotrichum orchidophilum, 543 nucleotides long. RefSeq lists its product as uncharacterized. NCBI's taxonomy places the organism in Eukaryota, Fungi, Ascomycota, Sordariomycetes, Glomerellales, Glomerellaceae. The transcript has a single exon. The record is from RefSeq and is a predicted model, not a curated record. The coding region runs from base 1 to 543 and encodes 180 amino acids.
AUGUCAAUCAUCCGCCCUUUGAUAGGCUCUCGCUUCUCUCAACGUCAGGAACGGGGCCCCGUGGUGAAUGCAACCCUUCCCGCAGAUGGUCGUCAAAUCUGCACCAACAACACAGCCGCCAUUACCAUCUUUCUCCUAGCUAAGCAAUUCAACGAGUCGAUCAAUUUCUCUUUGUCCGAGUCUGGGCCAGCCCAGCUCAAGCCUUGCCGUCUGAGCGGGAUUAGACACCAACCUGCCAGCCUCCCAGGAAAUCGAGAUGCGACACUUGCUCUUCAGCCCCGACGUCGCUCCGAAUCUCGCACAAACGCCUCAAUGCCACACCAGACGUUAGCCUUUGCAGUCGUGUGUCAACCGCUUUGGUCCGGCCGGGUCGUACCAAGCGGACUGGACUUGGUGUGCCUGCGCCAGCGAGACGGGGAUUGCACAAACUCAUUAUGUAAAAACCUUGCACUUGCCUACAUUGUGCAUAAAGCUGGAUAUCCAUCUGACCUUGAUCGAAACGUCCUAGACAUCACCUGGACGCUGCCAACGGCGGUAACCUAG